AUGGCGGACGAUCCCAACGUCGGGCGUGGAGAAUUUGAGGGGGGAGAAUCAAACCAAAUGCGGCCCUCAACCGUGGCCACAGGGGCGUUCCCGACACCUCUUAUUACAUCUGAAUACCUUUUAAUAGUCUGGCCAGUCUGCCCUACCAACCAAGACGAGGCUAUGCAACCUUGUGAGCCUGUGUCCAAUAUCGCUCGGACUACAACCGAGGCACCCGUCCGUCCCCAGAUCCUGACA
Brenthis ino (lesser marbled fritillary) is the source of this 237-nucleotide messenger RNA. NCBI's taxonomy places the organism in Eukaryota, Metazoa, Arthropoda, Insecta, Lepidoptera, Nymphalidae. The record is from the annotation of a GenBank genome assembly.